Messenger RNA from Cetraspora pellucida, 3045 nucleotides. Lineage: Eukaryota; Fungi; Glomeromycota; Glomeromycetes; Diversisporales; Gigasporaceae. The record is from the annotation of a GenBank genome assembly.
AUGUACAAUUACGUGGUAACAGCUCAUAAACCAAGCUCCGUAGUAUCUGCGACAAGAGGCAGCAUAUCAUCUCCCGAUGAGACAAAUCUGGUUCUCAACAAAUUUUCACGUAUAGAAAUCUAUACUCUCGUGCCUGGGGGAUUAAAAUCCUUCAAGGAUGUUCCGGUUUAUGGUAGAAUUGCGGCGAUGCAAGUCUAUAGACCACGGGGCCGUGAUACAGAUCUUCUCUUCGUAGCUACAGAACAGCAACAAUAUUUUGUCAUUUCAUAUGAUGAAAGGCAGCAUCAAUUAAUUACUGAAACAAAAGGAAAUAUGGAACUUCGAGGUGGGCAAGUCCCACAUACAGGAAUGAUGUGUGCAUUAGAUCCGUAUUGUCGGUUAAUUGGGUUGAUCGCGUAUCAAGUGAUACCCACACUUGCAAUUCUGUACGCUGAUGUACAUAAGCACGUGUCUAUAAAGAUAUAUUUUGUAAAGAUUAAAGAAAAAGAAUUUGCUCCCGGUCCAUUAUUCAAGGAAGACCUUGAUGAAACCACAGAAUUUUUGAUUGCAGUUCCAAAAGGCGGCUUUUUGGUAGUUGCGUCAAAGCAUAUUACAUAUUACGAUAAUGAUUUCAAAUCUCGAACAAUACAUUUGAAAUAUAAAACGGCAAUGAGAGGGGUUGCUGCUGUAGAUGACGACGGAUCUAGUUACGUUUUUGUUGGAUCACAUUUCGGCGAUUCGCAAUUAAUUAGGUUGCGUCAAACACCGAAUGAACAGGGCGUCUUAUUAGAUGUACUUGACACAUUCAUUAACUUAUCACCCAUAGUAGAUUUUUGUGUAGUAAAUCUGGAGCGACAAGGACAGGGGCAUAUAAUUACAUGCUCUGGUGGCACUAAAGAUGGUUCUUUGCGAAUCAUUCGUAAUGGUGUGGGAAUUACUGAACAAGCAGUGAUGGAAAUGCCUGGCAUUACGGGUGUAUGGUCUUUACGUCCAUAUUACGAUUCUCCUUGCGAUGACACUUUGGUAAUAUCACUCAUUGGUGAGACACGAGUGCUAAGAUUAGAGGAAGGAGAAGAGUUGCAAGAGGUUGAUGAAUAUGCUGGCUUUGAUAUGAGUCAAUCAACCAUUGCGACGCGAAAUGUUGUAGGAAAUUUACUUGUACAAGUUACUCAACAUCAAGUGAGACUCAUCGAUUUAGACAACCGAAGACUGAUUUCUCAAUGGGACCCUCCUCAUAAUAGUAAGAUCACUGUUGCUGAUAUUAAUCCCAGUCAAGUUGUAAUAGCGAUUAGUGGUGGAACGUUGAUCUAUUUUCAGGUGCAAGGAAUAGAACUCGUUGAAAUAAAUCAGAGGAAAUUGCAAUAUGAAAUAGCAUGUAUGAGCAUCAAUCCACUAGAUCCUAUACAACCAGAAAGUUCAUCAAUUGUCGCCGUAGGGCUUUGGACAGUGGUUGGCGUGCAAGUGUUAAGAUUACCAUCAUUAGAGAUAAUCGCAGAUCAACCCCUUGAAGGUGUUUCCAUGACCCGUUCUGUGCUAUUGUCCACGUUCGAGAACAAUCAUUACCUUUUGGCGGCGUUAGGUGACGGGCAAUUGUUCCAUUUUAUCCUUGAUCCAACAACUGGUCGAUUAUCAGAGCGAAAACAACUAUCACUUGGAACUCAGCCCGUUAUGCUUACUUCUUUUACUUCUAAUGGAUUGAGUCAUGUUUUUGCUGCGUCAGAUAGACCAACAGUUAUUUACAGCAGUAAUAAAAAAUUACUAUAUUCUAAUGUCAACACAAAGGACGUUACAUAUAUGUGUCCGUUCAAGCCGGCAUCCAUGGCGACCUCCUUGGUAAUCACACAUGAAGGAGGAUUGACAAUAGGCAGUAUUGAUGAGAUACAAAAACUUCACAUUCGAACAAUACUAUUAAAUGAAAUGCCCCGUCGUAUAUGCCACCAAGAAAGCACGCAUACACUUGGAAUACUAACUAUAAGACUCAAUUUGAAUGAUGAUGAAGAAAAUUUAAGGUAUUUCAAAAUAUUAGACGAUCAAACGUUUGAAUUUUACGACUCAUUUGAAAUGCAAUCCAAUGAAGAUGUUCAUUCCUUGACUUCAGUAAAAUUCGAUAUGAAAGAAGAUUCUCCCGAAUACUAUGUAGUUGGAACUUCAUUCACUAUUCAAGGGGAAGCUAAUGCUAGUAAAGGUCGAAUAUUAGUUUUCCAAGUAGAAAGAAACGAAUUUGUUUGCAAAUUGCGGUUGAUUCUCCAAAAAGAAAUGAGAGGUGCAAUAUAUUCAUGCGGACCGUUUUAUGGAAAGUUAUUGGCCUCCGUUAAUGGAACGGUCACAGUUUUUGAAUGGAAAGCUUCUGAAGAUGGAAGUACAGAAUUAAUACCUCUUUGUAAUAAUAAAGAUUUUUCAUUGGCGCUUCGUGUUGUCUCACGAGGACAUUUCAUUUUAGUUGGUGAUCUGUUUAGAUCUAUUAGUCUGUUAGCAUACAAAGAAUCAGAUAAAGACAACAAAUCUCUCGAAGUUAUCGCUAAAGAUAAUAACCCUCGUUGGAUUUCUUCUGUCGAGGCUUUUGACGAUGAUGAAUUUAUCGCUAGUGAUACAAAUUAUGAUUUAAUCACAUUUCGAAAAAAUGAUGAUACAGCAGAUGAAGAUGAGAGGAGGAAGUUGGAAACAAAUGGAUUCUUUCACCUCGGCGAUUCAGUUAAUCAAAUACGUCAUGGUUCUUUGGCGAUGAAUGUUUCAGAAACAGAGCCAGUAGGGAUUUCUUCGGAAUUGUUAUACUGUACAUCAUCUGGAGCUAUUGGUGUUAUCGCAUCUAUACCAGAACAAAAAUUUAAAUUCUUGAAAAAAUUAGAAGAAAGCAUAGAUAAAGUUAUCGGCAGUAUUGGUGAUUUAAGUCACAAAGAUAUGAAAAAAGGGAAUAAGCUUUACGAGGCCCGAGGAUUUAUCGAUGGCGAUCUAAUUGAAUCUUUCCUUGACAGAUCCCGAAGUGAAAUGGUGCAAAUUGCUGAAGAAUGUGAGAUGAAAGUAGAUGAGCUAUUAAAAAUAGUUGAAGAGUUAACGAGAAUUCAUUAA